This is a messenger RNA of Closterium sp. NIES-67, 2852 nucleotides long. The record is from the annotation of a GenBank genome assembly. NCBI's taxonomy places the organism in Eukaryota, Viridiplantae, Streptophyta, Zygnematophyceae, Desmidiales, Closteriaceae.
AUGUGAUCAUUCAGUCCCUCUGGCACUUACGUAAGUUCCGGGAGCGGCUGCUGCACCCGUCGUGCCACGAGCACGCCCAUCAGGGCGACCCCUGCGUCGUCUGCGCUCUAAAGAGACAUCUUCCUUGCUCUCAACUCCACCACCACUACCAUCACUACCACCACCACUAGUACCACCACCAAACAAUACCACCUCCAUAUCAUCCUCCUCCUCCUCUACCACCAAUGCUGCUGCCACACCAACCCUUCUCUCUCCACCGCUGUCGUUCCGUUUGCUGCUGCCCCUGCUGCCCCUUCGCUUGCUCCUGCUGGCACGGCCACUGCUCCACCUGCUGCCAGUGCUGCUGCAGCUGCGCACUUUGCUGCUGCCCAGUCUGCUGCUGCUGCUGCUGCAGCACCUCCUUCGGUGCGUCCUGCUUGGAAGUCCUUCCCAGGAGCAGCAGCAGCAGCAGCACCCAGAGAGCAACUCUCACAAGCUACCUCCUCCUCUUCUGCUGCUCGGGCUGCUGCUUCUGCUGCUGACGCUGCUGCUUUUCCUCCUCUUAGCACGGCUGAUUUCCCCGCAUUAAGUGGAGCGGCAGCAGCGGCAGCAGCGGCAGCAGUGCAGUGGUGCCAUCCCCUCUAGAAGGCGAUUCGUUUUCGGACGCAGAGUGUGCUUCAGCCAGCAGCAGGAGCAAGGCCCAUGCAUGGGGGGCCGCAGCAGGCAACUCCACUGUCGCAACCACAACCACAACCACAAUCGCAGCUACAGACACAACUGCAAACACAGCCGCAGCCACAACUCGGCAACACACAGCAGUUAUGCCACUGCGUUAGCAGACCGAGAUAAAGCCAGGAUUGCACACACCAGCACAGCAACCAGCACAGCAACCAGCACAGGUACCAGCGCAGGUACCAGCACAGCCACUAGCAUCACCCCAGACACUGCUGCUGCGGCUAGCAGUAUCGCACCUUCUCCCUUCGCCGGAGCUGUGGCUACAACGGCAACAGAAGCCACUUCUGUGCCUCUUUCGUCUACAGCAGCAGCAGCGGCAGCGGCAGCGGCAGCAGGGGUGGCAGUGGUGGCAGCAGCACCGGCAGCAGGGGGAGGGGCGACUCCAUCUGUUCGGACGGGGUGGCACCGACAGCGCUAAGAGUGGCACUUAGCGCCAUGUUUACUGACUCUGAGUUUUUUCCAGCAGUCCCAAAUGAACGACGCCUCGGAGGUUCUCUUAGUAAUCUUCGACUGCCUCCACCGAGCCUUCACCGAACCUGCCGCCGAACCUCUAGGUGAGGCAGCUGCCUCAGCAUCAGGAGGAGCAGCCUCGGUUAAUGCCACAGCUGCCAACGAUUCGGCAGAUAAUUCUUUUGUUGACGUGGUCAGCGGUUUACCCAAUCAGAAACCGGCAGGAAGCUGGGACUGCCCGGCCUCAUCAGCAGCUUGGGACCGAGCCUACCUCGCAGGUUUGGCUGAGAGCUCAGCCCUUAAUGCGGGAUCCGUGCCAAGCCAGACUGCAGCUCCAGGGCAGAACCGUGACGUAGGCGUGGGCGCAGGUUCGGCAGCAGGCUCAGUAGUAGCAGGCUCGGCGUCAGGCCUGGCAGUAGGCUCGGCAGCAGGCUCGGCAGGAGGCUCAGCAGGAGGCUCGCUGACAGCCUCGGGGGCUAGUGCUGUAGUAUCUUCGUCUCCCCUCUCGUAUGGUGCUGUGCUGCAGCGGCAGCAGCAGAGGCGGCAGUGGAGGCAGCAUCGGAGGCAGCAGCAAGAGCAUGCAUAGCGCAUGGGUUGUUUGGGCUGGACGUGACGGAGAUGAUGAGCUGCUCGAGAUGCGGCACGCAGAGCCGCCAGAUGCACUAUUCCUCCUUCUUCCACCACGCCAACGCCACUGCGCUCAGGCUCUCAAAGCUGGGCAACCCCACGUGCCGCCUGGACGAGCUCCUAGCGGGCAUGGAGCAGCACCACGAGCUGCCGUGCGACAUGGACGUGGGGGGUGCGGCCGUCCCAACACCAUUCAGCACAUCCUGCGCCACCCGCCACAGAUCUUCACCACUGUGCUAGGCUGGCAGAGCGACAGGGAGGAGGCAGAGGACAUAGGCCUGACAGUGGGAGCACUCGACGUGCACAUGGAUGUGGGGUGGUGUACCGGGGUCUCUUGGCGCCCCACCGGGUUCGGCUGGUGUCAGUGGUGUGUUACUACGGGCGCCACUACCACUGCUUCUCGUUCAAAGCAGACCUGGGGAAGUGGGUCAUGUUCGACGAUACAACCGUCAAGGUGGUUGGCGGGUGGGCGGAUGUGGUGAGCUCAUGCACCAGAGGCCGGUUGCAGCCGCAGGUGCUCUUCUUCGAGGCGUGCUCAUGAUUCAUGAAGCUACUAUUUGGAGAAGCGUUUUUACUUGACACGUCUCAAGUGGUUGGCGGGUGGGCGGGUGUGAUCAGCUCAUUUCCAAAGGCCGGUUGCGACCCGCAGGUGCUGUUCUAUGUCCUUUCUUCUGGCGUACCACUAUGGGGCCUCGAGAUACCGUACGGCCGCCGUUGUUUUUUUUUUACGGGUGCUUGUGACUGGCAGGCAGCUUGGGCUACGGUACUACCAUAGCGCAUGCAUGAGUGAUUUGGGUCGCUUCUGGGGCAGCAGCAUCUGGGGCAGGUGGUUUUUAGAAUAAGGGAAUGCUUUUAUGGUAGGGCCUUUGGAAUGCUCCUCACCAGCGUGUGGUACCUUAAUAGUGCUUGACCGAUUUGAUGCACCAUCAGAGUAGAUAUGGUAGCGUUGCUUGCCUUGGCGUGGAGGAACCACGUGUUUCAUGUACUAGUGCUCUUAGCAUAGUGGUACCUUACGCAGAUUCUUUUAUUUACCACCUAAAGUUACGCAGCACUUCUUUGAU